Molecule: messenger RNA, 7393 nt
Organism: Anguilla rostrata (American eel)
Lineage: Eukaryota; Metazoa; Chordata; Actinopteri; Anguilliformes; Anguillidae
Gene: dapk1
Product: death-associated protein kinase 1
Exons: 26
Coding region: 578-4873 (1431 amino acids)
Biological process (GO): intracellular signal transduction; protein phosphorylation; positive regulation of apoptotic process
Cellular component (GO): nucleus; cytoplasm
Molecular function (GO): protein binding; ATP binding; protein serine/threonine kinase activity
Source: RefSeq, a predicted model, not a curated record
AGUAUUUGCGGUAGUACGUGGUUUUGAUAUGGACAGUCCUGUUAACAAAAUAAACAGUGACAGCGCUAUUGAAAUGGAUAAGCCAGUUUUUCGAGAUUUGUUUCGACUAAGGUGAGGGUCCGACACUUUCGAUUUUGUUCAUGGAGACUCUUUCGAAUGACUCCAAAGAAGCUAGAUCGUUUUGAAAGAAAUUGCUAUUGGUUUAGCCGAAGUGUAUUUCCUCUUGGGUAAGCGCACUAUGCUGCCUCCUUGAGUCCAAAAGCACUCCAGCGCCGUGUAGGCUAUAACAUUACACUGAACACACAGUGAGAACGCCACACACCACCAGUAGUACAUUGUUACAAUGCUCGUAUUUCCUGCAACAUUGCUUUUUUAAUGUCUCCGCGGAAAAACGUUCGUCCUUUCAACGCGUUGCGAGCAGGGAGUACCCGCUAAGUGGAAGCUGACGGAUGUGGACAGUCGAAGAGCAAAUAUGAGAGGGGUUCGCCGUAAAAUGUCAAGAGGUUGACAGAAAUGGAUUGCUGAGAGAGCGGCUGGCGCUGAUUUGGGAUUUUCGGGACAGGUCGCGCCUAUCACCAUGACCAUAUUCAACCAAGAGAAUGUUGAGGACUAUUACGAAAUCGGAGAUGAGCUUGGAAGUGGGCAGUUCGCCGUGGUCAAAAAAUGCCGGGAGAAGAACACGGGCGUGGAGUACGCCGCCAAAUUCAUCAAGAAGCGGCGAAGCAAGUCCAGCCGACGCGGGGUGACCAAGGAGGACAUCGAGAGGGAGGUCAGCAUCCUCAAGGAGAUCCAGCACCCCAACGUCAUCACGCUGCACAACGUGUUCGAAAACAAGACCGACGUCAUCCUCAUACUGGAACUAGUCGCGGGGGGAGAGCUUUUCGACUUCCUGGCGGAGAAAGAGUCCCUGACCGAGGAGGAGGCCACCGAAUUUCUCAAGCAGAUCCUGGACGGCGUCUUCUACCUGCACUCUAAGCGGAUCGCCCACUUCGACCUGAAGCCGGAGAACAUCAUGUUGCUGAACAGAACGGUUCCUCACCCGCGAAUUAAGCUCAUCGACUUUGGCCUGGCUCACAAGAUCGACUUUGGCAACGAUUUCAAAAACAUCUUUGGGACUCCGGAAUUCGUAGCUCCAGAAGUGGUGAAUUAUGAACCUCUCGGACUGGAAGCUGACAUGUGGAGUGUCGGGGUGAUAACAUACAUACUUUUGAGCGGCGCCUCCCCCUUCCUCGGGGACAACAAGCAGGAGACUCUGGCCAACGUCUCCGCCGUCAACUACGAGUUCGACGAGGAGUUCUUCAGCAACACCAGCGCCCUGGCCAAAGACUUCAUCGCAAGGCUGCUGAUCAAAGAUCCAAAAAAAAGAAUGACAAUUCAGGACAGCCUACAACAUCCUUGGAUCAAGCCAAAGGACACGCAACAAGCACUUAGCAGGAAGGAAUCUGCAGUCAACAUGGAGAAGUUUAAGAAGUUCGCAGCCAGGAGAAAAUGGAAGCAAUCAGUGCGGCUCAUCUCCCUGUGCAACAGGCUCUCUAGAUCCUUCUUGUCCCGGAGCAACAUGAGCGUUGCCCGCAGCGACGACACCUUGGAUGAGGAAGACUCUUUUGUGAUGAAGGCGAUCAUUCACGCCAUUAAUGACGACAACGUGCCGGGUCUACAGCACCUUCUUGGAUCCCUAACAAGUUACGAUGUGAACCAGCCAAACAAGCACGGAACUCCCCCUCUUCUAAUAGCGGCUGGCUGCGGAAACAUCCAGAUCAUUGACGUGCUCAUGAGGAAGGGAGCGGAAAUCCAGGCCCAUGACAAGUCUGGAUCGAACGCUGUGUACUACGCUGCGAGGCACGGCCAUGUUGGAACCUUGAAAUUCCUACAUGAAAAGGAAUGCCCUCUGGACAUCCAAGAUAAGUCUGGAGAGACAGCCCUUCACGUAGCGGCAAGGUAUGGGAACGUGGACGUGGUCCAGUACCUGUGCAGCAUACACGCCAACCCCAACCUGACCGACAGGGAGGAAGAGACCCCCCUACACUGCGCGGCCUGGCACGGCUACUCCUCCGUGGCCCGGGCCCUGUGCGAAGCCGGCUGCAGCGUCAACGUCAGGAACCGGGAGGGGGAGAGCCCCCUCCUCACCGCCUCCGCCAGGGGCUUCCGCGACAUCGUGGAGUGCCUCCUGGAGCAUGGGGCCGACUUGGACUCCACUGACAAAGACGGCCACAUUGCCCUGCACCUGGCCGUGCGCAGGUGUCAGGUGGAGGUGGUGAAGUGCCUGCUCGGCCACCACUGCUACGUCGACCACCUGGAUCGCCACGGCAACACCCCGCUGCACAUCGCCUGCAAGGACGGCAACCUGCCCAUCGUCUCACUCCUCCUGGAGGCCAGAGCUAGCCUGGACAUCCCCAACAAAUACGGAAAAACUCCCCUGCACCUGGCUGCCUCCAACGGAGGCCUCGAAGUCGUACGACACCUCUGCGCUGCUGGAGCAAACACCGACGCCAUCACCAACGAUGGGAAGUCGGCCGAGGACCUGGCCAGCAUGGAGCAGCACGAGCACAUCGCUCUCCUGCUGGGGAAGCUAAAAAAGGACACGCACAAAGGCAGCUACAUCCAGCAGCUGAGGGCCAGCCAGACCCCGCAGCCGCGGAUCAAGGUGAAGCUGUUCGGCCAUUCGGGCUCAGGGAAGAGCACCCUGCUGGACUCCCUCAAGUGCGGGAUUCUGCGCAGCUUCUUCAGGAGGAGGCGACCCCGCAUCUCCUCCACCAACUCAUCCCGCUUCCCCCCCUCUUCCCCCGUCUUCAACAAACCUGCAGUCUCUGUCAGUAUUUCCAACCUGUAUCCCGGGUGCGAGAAUGUUAGCGUGCGCAGCCGCAGCAUGAUGUUCGAGCCCAGCCUCACCAAGGGGGUCCUGGAGGUCUUCUCCCCCGUCCACAGCGCCCUCUCCACCGCCGACGACCAGACCACCAAGGCCAUCGACAUCCAGAACGCCAACCUCAAUGGAGUGGGGGAUUUCUGCGUGUGGGAAUUCUCUGGCAACCCGGUCUACUACUGCUGCUAUGACUACUUCGCAGCCAAUGACAUCACUGCCAUCCACCUGGUCCUCUUCAGCCUGGAGGAGCCGUACGAGGUCCAGCUCAACCAGGUCACCUUCUGGCUCAACCUGCUCAAGUCCCUCACCCUGCCCGAGGACAACAUCGCCUUCAGCGGGAAGACAAAAAACCCCCUGCAGGUGGUGCUGGUGGCCACACACGCAGACAUUGUCAACCUGCCUCGCGCCUUUGGAGGGGAGUUUGGCUACGACAAGGAGAGGUCUCUCCUUAAAGAAGUCCGAGCCAGGUUUGGCCAUGACCUGCAGAUCUCUGAUAAGCUUUUUGUCAUGGAUGCCGGGGCGUCCAACUCAAAAGACAUGAAACUGCUGCGAAACCAUCUUCAGGAACUUCGAAAUUCUAUCGUUUCUACGUGCCAGCCCAUGACCAUGCUGUGUGAGAAGAUCAUCGCCACGCUGCCAUCCUGGAGGAAGAUGAACGGCCCCAACCAGCUCAUGUCCUUGCAGCAGUUUGUGCUGGACGUACAGGAGCAGAUCAACCCCCUGGUCAGCGAGGAGGACCUGCGGGAGGUGGCCUCCCAGCUGCACAGUAUGGGGGAGAUCAACAUCAUGCAGAGCGAGACCGUGCAGGACGUGGUGCUGCUGGACCCGCGCUGGCUCUGCGGCGGCGUUCUGGCCAAAAUCCUGUCCAUAGAGACGCCCAAGGCCAUCCACCACUACAGGGGGCGCUACCGGCUGGAGGAGGUGCAGGGCCUGGUGGGGGAGAGCGACGUGGACGAGCUGCUGCAGAUCCUGGACGCCAUGGACGUGUGCGCCCGCGACCUCAGCAACCCCGCCAUGGUGGACAUCCCCGCCCUCAUCAAGACCAACGGGCUCCAGCGCUCCUGGACCGAGGAGGAGGAGGAGGCGCUGGUCUACGGCGGGGUGAGGGUGGUUCCCGCCGAGCACCUGACCCCCUUCCCCUGCGGGCUCUUCCACAAGCUGCAGGUCAACCUCUGCCGCUGGAGCCACCAGCAGAAGCCAGAGGGGGACGACGUCCGGCUGUGGAACAACGGCGCCAAGAUCUCGCACGCGGGCGCCGAGGUGAUGGUGCUGCUGGUCAACCACGGCCAGGGCGUGGAGGUGCAGGUUCGCGGGCCCGACUCGGACCGGGUCAAGUGCUACGGCCUGCUGGACAUUAUCUGCAGCAUCAUCGACAGCCUGCUGGCCACCACCCUCCCAGGCCUCCUGACAGCCAAAUACUACCUGAGCCCCCAGCAGCUGCGGGAGCACCACGGCCCUGCCAUGAUCUACCAGCCCAGGGACUUCCACAGGGCCCAGGCCCAAAGGGAGACCUCGCUCACCAACACCAUGGGAGGCUACAAGGAGAGCUUCAGCAGCAUAUUGAGCUUUGGCUGCGCGGAGGUCUACCAGCAGGGCAGCGUGGGGACCGACGUCCACAUGUCGGAGGUCUGCCUCUUGGCCAGGAGGAAGCUCAGCCGGCUCCUGGACCCCCCGGACGCCCUGGGGAAGGACUGGUGCCUGCUGGCCAUGAACCUGGGCCUCUCCGACCUGGUGGCCAAGUACAGCGCCCCCAACGGGACGCCCCCCAACGGGACGUCCCAGCCCAGCCCCACGGCCGUGCUCCUGCAGGAGUGGAGCGGGCGGCCCCAAAGCACCGUGGGCGUCCUCAUGGCCCGGCUCAGAGAACUCGGGCGCCGGGACGCCGCCGACUUCCUGUUGAAGGCGGCGCCCGUCUUCCGGGUCAACCUGGAGGCACCCGCCCCGGACAGCUACGGCCCCACCUGCAACGGCGGGACGUCCUACAACUCUAUAAGCUCGGUCAUAUCCCGGUGAAGGAGAGCAAGGUUUGGGACACUAAGUGCAAUCCUUAUGGGGACCGCCCACUCCUCCAGUACUCCACUGUACAAAAACUAGUCAACAGCCACAGGGAAGCUAACCUAAAUCUGAUUGGUGUCCUCACCGAGGCCCUUCUUUUAUGAAUGGUUUAUUUUUCUGGUUGGCCCCGAAAGAAUGAUUCAUGCAACUUUUAUUUUUUGUAAAUUCCCAAACACAAAUUAGUGCCACUGCCACCUUAUUGUUAUCUCAUUAACAUCAUAAUUAAUUGAUAGCCGCUUUUGUGAAACUUCAUCAACAUUCGGUGUUCUUUUAUGAAACUGGGAUUGUUUUAUGUAUUUAAAAUAAAGUCCUUGCUUUUAGCCGUUUACUUAAAAAUUCUUAAAUUUAGAAACUAUUUAAAUUAUAUGUGUGGCAGCAUGAACUGUAAAGAGUUCAGAAAAAUGAGUGCCUUUGUGUGAUGGUUUGCUGUUAUCAGUCUAACCAUCCUUUUAGACCAUUGUAUUAGACGAGCCCUCUACCUCCCCAAAAGAGCCUUGCCAGGGAAGGUGUGUUUACCAAAAGAGGUUUCCACGCACAAUUUUUGCCCCCUUUUGGAGGAAACGCCCAACAAAGAAAAGAAACAAACAUACCUACCUAGAAAUAGACAACCCUGUGAAAUUCCAGUACUGGAGAUGGAAGAGAUCCACAGAGAGCUGCUUCUUGGGAGGAAUUCAGUCCUGUUUUCUCAGAGUGAAUAUAGCAAGGUAAAGCAGUGUUAUCCAACUGUAAUCUUCAGGGGAGGAAAUAGCACAAGUGCUAGUCCUGGAGACAGACAGGUAGCAGACGGGCUUAGACCCGUAAACUUUUGUCACCCUGUAUUUUUUCUUAUUUUUCCAGCCGGAACACAACAGGUUAACCACGACACCCCUAACUCCGCUUCUGUGACGAAGGGAUGUUAAAAGUGCACAUCGUAUACAUUCCAGAUCUACCAAAAUUGUGGAAGAAUGGGAGAAAAAAAGGGCUUAUAUCUUCUGAGGAUUCAGGAACACGAGAAAAACAAAAUCUCACUAGAUGAAGUCCGAGCUAAAGAAGCUGCAUUGUUAAUUUCAUCAUGUUUCUGUUCAGUCAUUUUAAGUGCUUUAUUUCUUAGCCGCAUUUGUUCGAAAGUAUUGGUAUCACAGAUCCGCUUUUAAAGGCUGCUCCCUAAAGCAGCAGAUUAUGAAUACACAGGCCGAUUAUUCUGUCAUAUUUAUUCCACCAAACUGACUCAUUUGAUUUUUGGAGAAAAACAAAAUGUCAAAACCAAAAUGUCCCAUGAGCAUCAUUGCAAUUAAAAAAAACAAAACAGAUAUUUACAUUUAUUAAAUUUCUGACGUGCGUGUGUUCACCUCGUCCCCUUACCGUGUAAAGCAUAUUUAUAAAAUCAUGCAAGCAUGCUUGCACCAAUACAGCAUCUGUAUUCGAGUCAAACUAAGAAAAGGGUAAAUUUCAUGCAAGUGUUCUUAGAAGCGUGAUCAAGUUUUGCUACAACUGUUUAACUGUACCCAUCCUAAUAUUUUGUGAGGCACCAUUUUGAAAAAGCCCAGCUUGCUCUCCAAAGCACUCGGUGGGAAACACUGCAUGUGUCACAGUUUUUUAACCGAUUAACAAUGUUUCACAAGAUUUUUCUAAAUGAAUGCAACCAGAUUAAGUAGACCAUUUUGAUAUUUUUUAACGUUUUUGUUUUUGGUAAGGCAGUGCAUUAUUUCAAUGACCCAGAUAGGUGAACAGUUGUAACAGUAUAUGAGAAUGUACCCACAUGUAAUGAUUUUGUAAAUAACGUCAGAGGCCUUCAAGAAAUAUACUCUUGUCUUUUCUCCCUCCCAUGUUUUCUCUGUUGGUUGGAUCCAAAAGGCAUCAUUAAAAGGGUGACAUUGCCCCCCCCCCCCCAAAAAAAACAGGACAACUGGAAUGUACUAUAUCUUAAGGGUUUCAAUAUUUGCAUAGACAACAGCACAAUGGCAACGUAUCCAAGCGUGUGCUGCAUUUUCUUAUAGCCGUCUCUUUUUGUGAAGUUGUCAAAGUGUCUGCCGGAUACUACAAAGACAACAGCACAGCACAAAGACAAAGGGUGGCGGCCAUUUACGUACGGACAAUUGGGUUGCCUCUGGACUCUCAUGGUUACGUUGCAGCCGAGCUGUAAAACUAAAUCUCUGAAAGGGAAAUAAAACAAUAAUUGUAUUUUCUCAUUCCAAAAAGGCACAUUCUUACCAUGAAUGACUGUAGGAAGAACGGUAGCCUUCAAAAGUCUUAAUGUGAAAUGAUUGUGAAUUUUCGAGGGGGCUGUUCUAAAAUUUGUACUUUUCUUUGACCCAGUGGAGGUCCGAGGGAAAGGAAACAGGUGUAAGUAAGACUAUGUGUACAGCCAUCUCUUUGCACAAGAAUAUUUCUUCUAUUUAUACCAUUAUGUUCUUAAAGCAUGUCUUGGAAUGCCGUGUCCUUAAUACUUCCUUAAACUUUAUAGUGUAGUACAUUUUUUAUAAUAAACUGUUUACCUGA